AUGAUGACAAGACAGAUGCUUCGAAUGCUUCGAGCAGAGAAGAGGAGUGGCAAGCUGGAGCAAGAGAAACUUCCAAUGGUCGCCAAACAAGUGGAGCGCUACUUGCAUACACAUUCGAGAUUCUCAAAGGGAGAAUCUGUUUAUUUCACAAAAUUGAAAGAGCGAGCAGUCCACGAGGCACUUGCCAUCACGACUUCCACCAAUAAAUUCAGGAAGCCUGAUGAAUCCCGCAAAGUCGUUCCAAACAUCGGUUUGGGGAAUCUGAAAUCGGGACAGCAACAGCUAGUUCGACUUUUCCAUGCCAGCAGAUGUCAAACUGAAAGCUGCGAAAAUGAGAUGCUGCGAAAGUGCAUGGAAACCAAACAUCUGUGGAAGCACUUGGCCUAUUGCAAAGAUUGCGAGUGUGCCGUCAAUAACUGUUUUGCAUCGAGAAAGCUGCUGAGCCAUCACAGACUAUGCAAGGAUUUGUCAUGUUUGUUAUGCCGUCCGAUUCGAGAAAUUGCAGGACUUGUUUGA
Molecule: messenger RNA, 516 nt
Organism: Cylindrotheca closterium
Lineage: Eukaryota; Bacillariophyta; Bacillariophyceae; Bacillariales; Bacillariaceae
Source: the annotation of a GenBank genome assembly